AUGGCUGCUUUCGAAGACAUGAAGUACUACAGCGUGAAUUGGAGCAUGGCAGAGCCGAUGACAUGGGGCAAGGAUGCUGGGUGCGAGUUUGUGAACGGAAAAUGUGCUGCCGGUGCCCCUGCUGGGUCAAAGAUGUUCUGCGAUGCAGAAGACACGGUACUCCGUUGUACGUCUGACCGCCUCGCUGUUGGGCAAUGCUCUGCUUUCGUUGGUGUCACGCCGGAAACAGGUGCUGCUUGUUCUGUUUUUGAGCCGUUUGCGAACAACAAUAAAGCAUUCGCCUCCGUUUCAAGCGCGUGCGCCGAGCAACAAACCGACUUCCUCCCUGGGUCGCGCACAGGCAGUGGAUCGUGGUGCCUGGAUGUGGAGUCUCUCGACAUGAAGUUUGGUAAGGAGGACAAGGCCCCAGUGGUCAAAGGNGUUUUUUGGGUCUCUCCCCGCUCUAGCAGACCGAGCUGCAGUCAACAUCAUGAACGCGGACGUCUAGUGGGAUCUCUGUUGGUCGAUUCACCUCUUCACCGGUGA
Molecule: messenger RNA, 525 nt
Organism: Trypanosoma grayi
Lineage: Eukaryota; Euglenozoa; Kinetoplastea; Trypanosomatida; Trypanosomatidae
Product: putative surface protease GP63
Exons: 1
Coding region: 1-525 (174 amino acids)
Biological process (GO): proteolysis; cell adhesion
Cellular component (GO): cytoplasm; membrane
Molecular function (GO): metalloendopeptidase activity
Source: RefSeq, a predicted model, not a curated record